CCUGUGUUGUGGUUACGGCGGGUUUGAUUCCGGAGUGCCAGCAGACGGACGCCGGGCGUGCGCACGGGACGCAGCUGGAUGAUGGCGCUGACGGGGCUGCUGCUGCUGGAGCUCGCUCUCUACUCCAGCUGCUUCGUUUGCGGGAUCGUGGCCGCCGCCUCCACCACCAUCGUCCAGGGUAAUUUCGGAGGUCUGUGCAUGCUGUAUGGACUCGUCAACUACAAUGCAACAGCAGGGCUCAUUGGAAUCCAGUCAUCCAGCUCCCCGUCUCUGUGUUAUUUUGUGUCGGCCAUCUCAGUCAUGGUGGCAGUUGUGUGCUUCUCGCUGUCUCUGUACUGGGUGUACACUCUCUGCAUCGACGGGGAAUUCAGAAGGGAGCGAAUGUGGAUGAACCUGAUUGUGGCUGUGUGUGGCAUCUUCCUCUUCUUCCUGCUCAUCACAGGCUGCAUUCUGAAGAUCGGACGUGACUCGCUGUGCAACUCUGUGCUACACGCCGUUCCCAACAUUACCAGUUGUGAGGAGGCCCAGACUAGAACCUGGGCGAGUCCUCUGAGAGCAGGAAGGUUCUACAGCAGUCUGUACAAAGCUGAGACAGCGGUGUGGGUCAACUUCUUCUUCUGGCUCAUCAUCGGGGUCCUGGUCAUCAUUCAGCGGCGCCAGAUUUCCGGGGCGAAGAUGAUCGUGGGGGGUUUCGGCGGGCCGUCCGGUGGGCUCUUUAGCGACCCAGGGGUGACUGCUGCGGAGACCGAGCCCUUUUUCAACCGCCCCCCGCAGCCACAGUGAGGACGUGCGUCACAGAGUAGAACACACACGCUAACAGCAGCGACAUGUGGAAAUAGGGUUAAUACACUGUUUUUUUUUAGAUGCUUGUGAUCAAAUGUGAGUUAAUUUGGCUGAUUGAGGUUGUGUCAACAACAAUAGAAUCAUUUAUCGACGAGGAUGGGAUUCGAACCCACGCGUGCAGAGCACAAUGGAUUAGCAGUCCAUCGCCUUAACCACUCGGCCACCUCGUCCUGUUUGGCAGGUUUACAUGAAGCCGUUUGUGAUUCCCCUCAGGGUGUGUGUGUGAAGCAGAAGUCCAAAGAUUGAACUGCUGAUAUGUGCAUUUACCUCGAAGCCUUUUUCAACAUCCGAGUCCUGGAUCACACAGAAAUGUGGAGUCCUGCAUUUGGUUUGUUAACACAACCAAGGAACAGGACGUGUUCACCACAGGCAUUCAUGUUAUAUUUCACCAGUGUGCUCAGAUUUUGUACUUCAGUUGUGAUUUGCAGAUGUUUCCGUCUUUAAACAUUUCUCAUUAAAUUAAAAUUGACUUUUUUAAACCGCCCUCCCACCCAGUACCUCCCAGUUUUAAUAAUGUUUAUUUAUGACAUUAUUGUCCCUUCUUUUUAAUUUGCUCUCAGUUACUUCCUUGUUAGCUGUGAGCUAAACCACUAUUCAUGCAUCUGUCGUGGCCCUAUUUUCUUCGACCAUGUACUCUAGUUUCACUCGGAGUCUUACUUAUAUCAGAUAUUGUUUUUGAUCACGUGUUGCAGAGUGAAUGCACUUCAGGGCUGUUUGGUCCGGAAAUCAAAUAUUUGGCUGUCUGUAGUGAUGCUACGACACUCAUGUGCUAAAAUAAACCAAAGAGUCUAAACACAAUGACGUAAACUUCU
Molecule: messenger RNA, 1655 nt
Organism: Paralichthys olivaceus (Japanese flounder)
Lineage: Eukaryota; Metazoa; Chordata; Actinopteri; Pleuronectiformes; Paralichthyidae
Gene: tmem179ba
Product: transmembrane protein 179Ba
Source: RefSeq, a predicted model, not a curated record